Messenger RNA from Physella acuta, 2633 nucleotides. Its product is annotated as polypeptide N-acetylgalactosaminyltransferase 14. Gene Ontology annotation, cellular component: Golgi apparatus. Gene Ontology annotation, biological process: protein O-linked glycosylation. NCBI's taxonomy places the organism in Eukaryota, Metazoa, Mollusca, Gastropoda, Physidae. Gene Ontology annotation, molecular function: polypeptide N-acetylgalactosaminyltransferase activity. The record is from RefSeq and is a predicted model, not a curated record.
GGAAGGGUCGCUACGCCUCUGAUGCAACACACAGACCACAACACACAGACCACAACACACAGACCACAACACACAGACCACAACACACAGACCACAACACACAGACCACAACACACAGACCACAACACACACUGCAGAUGGACCAGCAACGUUCCGUAUAAAUUCACAUCUAAAGAUUCACACAAAUACACUCACACAAAGUGGUCUUUAGUCAUGUAACACACAAAGCCAUACAAACAUACGCAGAUACAUUUACACGAACACACAUAUACAUAUUCAUACAGAGGAUUCUAUCGAUCUAUGGCAUGCAAGAAACGUGUUGUAGACCCAUAGGAUGUGAGCACACAUAUGUGGGGCACACGUGAGCACGCAAUGGGGGAGCAGACGUGAGCACGCAAUGGGGGAGCAGACGUGAGCACGCAAUGGGGGAGCAGACGUGAGCACGCACGUGUGGGGUAGACGUGUGUACACAGCGAGCAUAGAAUGAGGCGCAGAGCUUGGCCAGUUGUUUGUAUUUUAACCCCAACUCUCGCCGUGUUCUUCUGGUACUGGACGGACGUUCGGGAUUCCAUUUUCUCUAGAUCAGCAAGCACGGUCAGCUUUGACGCCAGCAUACUGAACUAUUUGAAGCUUGUGUUUGAAGGCAAGCAGACGACAGAGUUUGGCUACAAUGUUGAGACAAGUAGAGCCCUGCAAGUGGACAGGUCCAUUCCAGACACACGCCACGACAGCUGUCCCUCAAGAUUUGGCCCAACAAAUCUUCGUCUACCGGCGCUGAGUGUCAUCGUGACGGCCGCUCAAACUGACCUGUCCGUCGUGACAAGAAACCUGCACAGUCUUCUAGAACGCGCGGAACAUGUUCCCGUUAGUGAACUUAUUCUUGUCCACGAUGUGAAACCAGGUUCAACAAGUUUUUCCAAAGUUCCAGGGCUUAAAAUAAUUCAUGAUGAAUUCAGAGGAGGGCGCAGCUUGGCUCGGCUGAAAGGUUAUGCAGCAGCUACAGGGGACAUGAUCGUGUUUGUUGACGCUCUCACGGAGAUGAAUAAAGGCUGGUUGCUUCCCCUGGUGGUCCGCUUGAUGGAGAGUCCAAACUCCAUAGUCACCCCCGUGUUUGACGUCAUUGACAGAAAUACGCUGGAAUAUUUCUCGCUGCCAGAGCUCUACAGAGUUGGUUUUGAUUGGAGUUUGCAGUUCCACUGGGAGCAGCUUCCUUUCUCUCACCACACGGACCCCGCAGAUACAUACAGAUCGCCCGCCAUGACAGGAAAUGUUUUUGCCGUGACGCGACAGUUUUUUAAUUUAAUCGGCCGUUAUGACGUCACUCCGUCUGUACAAGGAGAUUUAGAACUUUCCCUGCGAGCGUGGCUGUGUGGAGGUUUGGUUGAGAUGGCGCCGUGUAGCCGGGUGGGUUUGAUCAACAUCAAGAGCGGCAACUUGGGCCAGGAACCCACAGCCUCAUUUAACAGUUACUUGAGAGGAGCCCGUCUUGUAGCAGAGCUGUGGCUCGGGGAAUACAAAAGAUUUUUUUUUGCUGUCCGACCUUCAGCCAGGAUGCAACCAGUUGCUGGUUUGAGCUACCAAAGAAAAGUCAAGAUCAAGCUUCAGUGUCGUACUUUUCAAUGGUUUCUAUCAAACAUCUACCCACAGCUGCAGCCACUUGUGACUGAUGAGGUUGUUUAUGGCCACAUUAAACAGGGUCAGAUGUGUAUUGACCUUGACCCAGGUCAACUACCUUUGGUGGCCAAACUUAGAGAAUGUGACGUCAUGAAAGAUUCGCAGGAGUGGUCCUGGAGAAGGAGUGGCCUGAUAGUUUCCAAUGGGAUGUGCCUGACCUCUGACCUCCUCACUAUGCAAGGAUUUGUUUUGGUCCAGUUCUGCAAGGAAGCCAGCAAUCAGCAGAUGUGGUAUAGACACGCGGAGAAAAUUGUUCACGCAGACACCAACUUGUGCCUGGACGGGACUGAAUGGCAGACAGGGGUCAAGGUCACAGACUGCAUUAAGGGAGAUGAAGGUCAAGCUUGGGACAUUGGUCCACUGCAAUGAUGGAAGUUGGUACAGUGGGAGUUGGUACAGUGGGAGUUGGUACAGUGGGAGUUGGUACAGUGGGAGUUGGUACAGUGGGAGUUGGUACAGUGGGAGUUGGUACAGUAAGUACAGUGGGAGUUGAUACAGUGGGAGUUGGUACAGUGGGAGUUGGUACAGUAAGUACAGUGGGAGUUGAUACAGUGGGAGUUGGUACAGUGGGAGUUGGUACAGUAAGUACAGUGGGAGUUGAUACAGUGGUCUGCAUUCAGAUUUUUUUUCAGGCAUCUGUUAGUGGAGGGGCGAAGUAAUCCCGACCACCCCCUCCCCCGUAGAACGUCUACCGCGCCCCAACCUCCACACACCGAUCGAAAUAGAAUCUAGAUCCCCCCGGUUAGUUUAGUGUCCCCCCCCCCCCCCCCUUGAAAAUUUCAAGUCCCUCCCAUUGGGGAAAAAAGUCUGAAAGAAACACUGUGCAUGAUUGAUGUUUAGCGGCCAAAAGUAGAAAACAGUAGGGUCUACCUUUAUUCUGUAUGAUCUACAACAGCGACUAGUGUUUCUUUCAGACUUUUGUCUCCCCGGGGAAUGGGGGGGGGGGUACUUGGAAUUUU